AUGAAAAACUACUUUGCUGAGAGCUCCCACCUCCAGACCAACGACUUCAUCGGACUCUUGAUCUGGAUGUGCGGGUUUAUUCCUGCCGUUCUAAUCCGCCCUGAGAAGCUUCAAAUUCCAUUCUUCGUUUGUUUCGUCUUCUUCUGUGGAUCCUGCUUUGGGAUGUUAAUCUGGGCCGUCUCACAAGCUCAUGGCCCCGGCGACCUCUUCCAUGAGCCUGGCACAGCCCCUAAUACAGGAUGGGCCUUUAUGUUCGGUGUCACAGCUAUACUAGGUUCUUGGGGCUCAGGUACGUUAGGCCAAUCCGAUUGGGUGCGCUAUUCAAAGAGGCGAUACGCGCCUACGCUCUCGCAGCUAGUUGCAUGUCCGGCUACGAUUGCAAUCACGGCAACGAUUGGGAUCAUCGUCACAAGUGCCAGCAAUAAAUUGAUGGGCGGCGAUAUCCAAUGGAAUCCGAUCUACCUUCUUGCUGAUAUCCAGGAGUAUUACGGUUCCAGUCCUCGGGUGCGUGCGGGUGUGUUCUUUGCCAGUGUGGGUAUGGUCGCUUCUCAGUUUUCAAUCAGUGUCGUCCUGAACAGCGUCAGCUGCGGCAUGGAUCUCGCCGGUCUAUGGCCGAAGUAUAUCAAUAUCCGACGAGGAGGGUAUAUAAUGGCCAUCAUCGGGAUCGCCACUCAGCCAUGGCAGCUCCUCUCUACCGCGGACAAAUUUCUUUCCGUGCUCAGUGGAUUUGGCGUGUUUAUGGCUCCUGCAACGGGCCUAAUGCUGGCUGACUACCACCUCAUCCGGAGGUAUAGGCUUAAGCUCUCCGACCUGUACCGUGGCGACAGCACCAGCAUCUACUGGUUUCGCCACGGGGUGAAUUGGCGCGCCUUUGCAGCGUUCACGGCAGGGAUGUGGCCGCUUCUUCCUGGUUUGGCAGGAAACGUGAAUGGCUGGAAUUCACCACAGUGGGUUGGAUGGGUGCGCCUGUACAACCUUACCUUCCUGGUUGGGCUAGCGAUCGCCUUCUUGGUAUUCCUGGGGCUAAACUGGGUAUUUCCUGUGGUGGGUAUCGAUGAGACUGGGCCUUUCCUUGAGGUUGAGGAUGUUAUUGACGGCGUUGAGAAGUUGGGAGAUGUAUCUAGUUCUGUGAGGGGCGACGAUACAUAUCGGAAAAGAGCGGAGGCCUCUAUUGUUUAG
Aspergillus puulaauensis is the source of this 1179-nucleotide messenger RNA. RefSeq lists its product as uncharacterized. The coding region runs from base 1 to 1179 and encodes 392 amino acids. The record is from RefSeq and is a predicted model, not a curated record. Gene Ontology annotation, molecular function: nucleobase transmembrane transporter activity. Gene Ontology annotation, cellular component: plasma membrane. Gene Ontology annotation, biological process: nucleobase transport; transmembrane transport. The transcript has 6 exons. Lineage: Eukaryota; Fungi; Ascomycota; Eurotiomycetes; Eurotiales; Aspergillaceae.